Molecule: messenger RNA, 1401 nt
Organism: Haemonchus placei
Lineage: Eukaryota; Metazoa; Nematoda; Chromadorea; Rhabditida; Trichostrongylidae
Source: the annotation of a GenBank genome assembly
AUGUUGUACUUCCUCUUGAGCCUCUUCUGUCUUACAUUCGACGUUUUCAACAUAAUCGUAAAGGUCCACCAUCUGACAGUCUCGUUCCUGUUUGUGAGUCCAUGCGACAUCAUAAUGCCGAAAGCUUUCUUCAUUGCUGCAAGUUUACCUUUAUUCUAUUCUAUUGGAGCAGCUCAGUUUGCCCAGAUGUCCAUGAUCGUUGAAAGAUGGAUAGCAACCAUUUUCGUUCGAGACUAUGAGUCGGGAUAUAGGAAACUUGGACCGGUACUGAUUGCAGCAACGGUAAUAAUCAAUGGCUGCUCAAUGUAUAUAAUGUACUAUGGUGAGACAUUCGAAGUACCCCAAUGGAAUGCUCGUUCGAUGCCAAGCACCACUUAUCCACGGUCAAGUGUGGUGCUCUUGACAUUGCUAAUACUGAAUUUUAUAUCUCUACUCGUAACCAUCGCCUUGAUGACAUUAUCAUCAAAAUUUCAAUCAAAUGAGAACGCAAUCGUUUCGAACCUCCUCUUCAUGAUAUCUUCUCUUCAAUUCGUCACUUCGCUUCUUGCUCAAUUGUGUGGUUUGUACCUGAGAAGCUACCAAUUCAAAAAUCCUCUACGAUUCGCAUUGAGGGAAAACUUUGACCUGUUCAAUUACUACACGCUGUUACUACCGAUUCUGUCGACCGUCUAUUUCAAGAAGGUGAAACGGCGACGAAUUAAAGAUAUCACGAACAAAAUCAACGUGCUAAUCAAUUGCUGCUCAACUUAUAUAAUGUACUAUGGUGAGACAUUCGAUGCACCCCAAUGGAAUGCUCGUAUGAUGCCAAGCACUACCUAUCCACAGUCAAGUGUGGUGAUUUUGACAUUGCUUAUACUGAAUUUCAUAUCCCUACUCGUAACCAUCGCCUUGUACAUCUUCAGCCGAAUGCGAAGGAAAACGAUGACAUUAUCAUCGAAAUUUCAAUCAAACGAGAAUGCAAUCGUAUCGAACCUCCUCUUCAUGAUAUCUUCUCUUCAAUUCGCCACUUCGUUUUUUGCUCAGAUGUUUGGCUUAUACCUGCGAAGCUACCAAUCCAAUAAUCCUCUGCGAUUUGCAUUCAGGGAGAACUUUGAUUUGUUCAACUGCUACACGCUAUUACUACCGAUUCUGUCGACAAUCUACUUUGUGAAGGUGAAACGGCGACGAAUCAAAGAUAUCACGAACAAAAUCAACCUGCUAUCAACGUUACCCUUACUUAACGCCACUAGCAGCUCACUAGCUGCUGCUAUACUUUCACGGAUGAUUCUUCGACAACUACGUGAUUUUCAAUACAAGGAUUGUGGGAAUCCUACUUUUAAGCACCCUAAAAUGCAGCUAGUCACUCCUAUUGAUAGUGACACUUUUGUGAUUGCUGACGAGAAAUCUGUCUCCGAAGAAUAG